CCAAUAUGAUAAAUAUGUAAUUGUGUAAGCAUCUAUAGUUGGAUAUUUGAUACAUAUUGCAGCAUCGAGAACUACGAAACAGACCUCAUCCUAGGCACAUACCACAAUGAAUCAUCGGACGAGGCUGAUGAUGAUGAUGACUCCAAUGAUGAGAACAACUGGCGGAAUGAUUAUCCGGAUACAGAAGCAAGUAGCAUCGAUGAAGAUGAUAUGAUUGCGGCUAUGAAGCAGUGUGAUAUAGAUGAACUCUCAAGCGAUGAUGGCGAGGACAAAAUAUACAACGAUCCCCCGGACCUAUUCAAUGAGGACGUCAAAAGAUACGGAGCGGCCUACGCCAAGUAUAAAGCCAGAGUCAUAGCCGAAGAAACAGAAGUCCUAGAUAGCACAAACCUCGUCCAUUGUUCCAGAAUAAAGGAUUUGGAUGAGGAAUCUAUAGAUGGUUAUAAAGAUGAUAGCGAUAAUGGUUUUUAUUAUGGCCAAGAAGAAGAUACGGAACAAUUUUGUGAACAGUAUAGUGAUGAUGUUUAUAACCCAGAUUGAGUAAUAAAUUGAUUGUUUGUAA
Messenger RNA from Colias croceus (clouded yellow), 562 nucleotides. RefSeq lists its product as uncharacterized. The record is from RefSeq and is a predicted model, not a curated record. Bases 211 to 540 code for a protein of 109 amino acids. Lineage: Eukaryota; Metazoa; Arthropoda; Insecta; Lepidoptera; Pieridae. The transcript is spliced from 2 exons.